AUGGAGGGCAGCCGGUUCCGGCAGCUGAUCUGCGUGGGUGCGGCCUACUUCAUCAUCGCCGUGAUCGUCCCCACGCUGUGGAUUCACUUUCGUGGCGAUGCAGGAAUUAUUGCCGGCAUUCUAAUGGUGUCUCUUGGAGCCUUCCUCGUGUUGUCGCUGGCCACCAAGUACAACAAGCCGCACAAGCCGGCCCACGCCGAAGCAACCGCCAAAGUGGAAGCCCCGGCCGAAGAAACGCCCGAAGAGCCGGAAGCCCCGCAGGAAUCUUCGCUCGAAUAG
Cladocopium goreaui is the source of this 279-nucleotide messenger RNA. The record is from the annotation of a GenBank genome assembly. NCBI's taxonomy places the organism in Eukaryota, Dinophyceae, Suessiales, Symbiodiniaceae.